AGACACAGCACGGACUCUGAAGGAAGCAUUGGACUAGUAGAGUUUGGAUUAACUGAUAUUAUUUUUUAAAGUUAAUUUUACAGCAUCUGGACCUGUUUUAAGGAUUAAAAAUUUUCGCCAUUCCCUGCUACAUGGCGACCUUCGCCCGCAGCGCACCCGUGCCGGAGAGCAGCGCACUUGUUGGGGGUACGCAGUUUCAGGAGCUCGUGCAGAGGAGCCGCAGCUUGAUAGAAAAGAUCCUACUCGCCAUUCCCGACACGCACAAAUCCUGCAUUCACACAGAGACGCUACAACUCAAUUCUCCAGAAAAUUCUAAGCUUGCGACGAUGGCACUCACCAUUGGUAUCCGUUCUGCUCCUGUGCUCAGAGCUGUGUCAAAAAACUUCACUUUGGAGACUGGUUUGAAACACAUGUCUGAGGGUCUUCAGCUGCACCGGGCCUUACUGAGCUCCGUCUCACCUCGGCUGGAAAAUAAAGACAAAGUGACUGACCUACUGGCUGACAUCAAAGACCUUGGCAUCCAGGUCAAUAAGAUGCUGAAAAUGGCCCAAGAAGAGGCUGUGGUGCAGCCCUCACCAACUCCCAUGGCCUUACAUCUACCAGGGGACUAUGAGGUUCAGGUGGCAGCUCACCUGACUCUGGUGCAGCUCCAGUCCUUUGGGCAGGACACCGCCCGCUGCCUCAGGAGUCUGGACCAGAGCAUUGAUGACGAGACAGAGAGUUGACCAAUAGGUGUCAUAUUAUAAAUGCUUUUGGUAAAUGUCCAAAACAUAACGUUUAUGCCAUUUUUAUCAUGGUGUUAAAUUAU
Molecule: messenger RNA, 808 nt
Organism: Plectropomus leopardus (leopard coralgrouper)
Lineage: Eukaryota; Metazoa; Chordata; Actinopteri; Perciformes; Serranidae
Gene: csf3a
Product: colony stimulating factor 3 (granulocyte) a
Biological process (GO): positive regulation of myeloid cell differentiation
Molecular function (GO): cytokine activity
Source: RefSeq, a predicted model, not a curated record